AUGCCGCGCUCGCGCCCGCGUCGUCUUCGCGCGCGCGCGUGCGCGUGCGUCGCGCUCGUCUCGCGCGCGGUCGUCUUCGCGCGCGGUGCGUCGGUGACGACAGGCACAUUCGCGUUCACGUCGAGCGAGGCCACGCGCGCGCUCGAGCGGUGGACGUCCGCGAGCGAAGGUCUCGGACGCGCGGGGGAGAUCUCGAGCGCGAUACGCGUCGUCGCCACGACGGAGGGCGCGGGACGGGGGGUGGCGACGACGAGGGACGUGACGCGCGGCGAGCUCCUGGCGACGGUUCCGCUGGAGAAGUGCGUGAGCACGUCGAGCGCGCGAGCGGACGCGACGCUGUGGAGAGGGUUGAGCGCGCGUCCGGGGGCGUCGUUGGAUGGUAUUUUAGCCGCGCACGUGUUGAGAGAGGCGUUUGGGUUGGGAGAGCGGAGCGCGUUUUGGCCGUGGCUUCGGUUGCUCCCGAGCGAGACGGACGCCGCGGUGGGGUGGGACGAGGAUGAACUGCGAGAGCUCCAGGGAUCGAACGUGGUGGCGUUCGCGAGAGCGAUUAAGAAGAGCUGGCGCGAGGAGUACGACGCGCUGGAUUUCGCGGGACUCGGGGUUGACUUCCCCGAGGCGUUCGGCGGCGAACACGCGGCGCACUAUACUUUUGAAAAGUUUACCUGGGCCAGGUUUGUCGUGUGGUCGCGCGCGAUAGAUCUGAAGACGGACAGUACGAGCGCACCGGUGAUUCGUAUGCUCGUCCCGAUACUGGACAUGGCGAAUCACGCGCCGUCUGGGAAGUUACUCCCGAGGUGGGAUGCCAAGGCGAACGCGGUUAAAAUUUACGCCGGGAGUGCAUUCAAGAGGAACACCGAGCUGAGGUUCAACUACGACACGAAGCCAUCGCAAUAUUUCCUGUUACAGUACGGAUUCAUCCCGGAGGCGAACCCAGCGGAGUGCGUCGAGGUGACGAUGCAGCUGAGCCAACGUGACAACCUUCGCGAGCGGAAGGAGGCACUGUUACGCCGCCACGGUCUCGAUCCGACCAAGAGGAAUUUCGAGUGGAAGGUGCGAGGUCUGGAUUAUGAUUUACUCGCAGCGGCACGAAUAAUCGCCAUGGACGAAUCGGAGUUGGACGACGACACGUCGGUAGCUCUGUCGGUGAGCGGCGCCUCGGUGAGCGCGAAGAACGAUGCUCGGACAAAGGCGGUGUUACUCAAGUCGCUGAUAACAUCUCUCGACGGUUACGGGACGACCCUGGGUGAGGACAACUCAUACAUCGCACGUUUCAACACCUCUUCGGAUGAGCUACCGAAAAAGCGUAAGAGAUUUGCGGUUCUGCUUCGAAUGCGAGAAAAGGGUAUCUUGCUCGCAUCCGCGGAUGCGUUAUUCAAAGAGUUACCGAACGAGGGCGAAGAGCUCGUGAGACGAACGUGCGAAGAAAUGUUUAGUAAAGAGUUAGACGAGUGUAUGAAGCGCGCGAGCGGGACCCCGUUCGCGUCGUAUGCGAAGAAGGUGGAUUCGUAG
Molecule: messenger RNA, 1509 nt
Organism: Ostreococcus tauri
Lineage: Eukaryota; Viridiplantae; Chlorophyta; Mamiellophyceae; Mamiellales; Bathycoccaceae
Product: Rubisco LS methyltransferase, substrate-binding domain
Exons: 1
Coding region: 1-1509 (502 amino acids)
Biological process (GO): peptidyl-lysine monomethylation
Molecular function (GO): protein-lysine N-methyltransferase activity; protein binding
Source: RefSeq, a predicted model, not a curated record